Molecule: messenger RNA, 3548 nt
Organism: Pelobates fuscus (common spadefoot toad)
Lineage: Eukaryota; Metazoa; Chordata; Amphibia; Anura; Pelobatidae
Gene: ZDBF2
Product: zinc finger DBF-type containing 2
Exons: 7
Coding region: 181-3279 (1032 amino acids)
Molecular function (GO): nucleic acid binding; zinc ion binding
Source: RefSeq, a predicted model, not a curated record
GAGGCGGAAACGGUAGUUCCCGGAAGCGUUUGAAAGACUGGAAGGAGUAGUACUAGUGUCAAAGGUGCCCCAUAGAGAUGAUAGACACUGAAGGACUUGGAAUGCCCGUCUCUUGCCAAAGCUAGGAAGUGCUUAGCGAAAAGAAGCAUUGCCAAAAGAAGCAUUAAGAAGUGAUUCAAGAUGUUUGAUAAGAGAAAGUCUUCUGAUGAUGGUUCAUCUGCUCCAGCACCAGGCAGUGAUAGAAAAGAAGCUGGCGAGGGAUGUGCAAAAAUGGACAGCAGUACCAGUGGAGGUGUACAAAUCCCAGAGCACUCAGGAAGUGGUUUACCCCCAGGACACUACAGACAAGGAUACUGCAGUUGCUGCCAAGUACAUUAUAUCAACUUAGAAAAGCACCUUGCAAGUGACCAACACAAACAGAUUUCUGGUUGUAAAAGGAUUCCAUUAAAUCCCUGCGUCAUGAUGGAGCGUUUCCUACAUGAUGUCCAUCUUUAUCAUCCACAGAAUUAUCAAGAUACUAGACCAACGUAUGAUGACAUACCUGAUAUUUCCAUAAGCCCAAGAUUACCAGAAGUUUGUUCCGAUGCACCUCUCCUUGUACAAAGUCACAAAUUAGUGCCUACUAAGACCCAUCCUGAAAACACCCAGCCUAUUUCUGACUCAAGUAAUUGUUACCCAUCCACAUCAAAGUACAACUCUAGAAAUAUUGCUGUAUGGCAUCCAUACAAUGAAAAGCUUAAAAUCGAGCCUUGUUCCACAGAUGGACAACUUCGAAAGCAAAAUAUUACUUCUGAUUGCAUUCUGACUGUUGUCCAGAAAGCCUUAACCACUGGAGAAGAUACAGUACCUCAAAGCUCACUCUGUACAAAUAACUAUCCCUGCUGCUCACAGAAUGCAAAUAAUAUUCCUUGCUCUCAAACAGUUCAUUCUGUACUAAAUCAAGGAACCAAGAAGAAAAAUAUUCUAGAGACAAGUGUGUGUGAAAUCAUUAAUAAGUGCCCAAAUUUUGACGUGACUACAAAAACUAUGAGAUGUUUACACGCUAAACCACCGGCUUCCCAAGGCAGCUGUUUAAACCUGACCUCAGGUAUACAAUGUGGGAAACUAAGUGGUAUGGAAUCUCAGGGAAACAUUGAUCAUAUCUUUAGGAAUCAUGUUGUUGAUAGUCACUUGAAACAUACUAAAUGUUCUAAAGAAAGUGAAACUAAUAACCCAACUCAUAGCAAAGGACUUUAUUUGUCACAGGGGGAUAGAUCAACAGUGGAUGAAAUUAUUGAAGAAGUAAUUUGGAAAUACUGCUAUAGAAAUUCUGAAUCUUCAGUAGGGAAAGAAGAGGACACCAUCUCAUCACUUAACAUCAACUCAGUUCUUGGCUGUACGGAGGAUUCAAGUCUAAGCUUUGACUGGGAUGUACAAAUUAAAUCUGAAGAGGAUCUCUCAAAGACAGACCUAAAAAAUGUGGAUGUACUCAAAGAUAUCAUUGUCAACAUUGAUGAAGAGUACAAGUCAAAGUUAAAAUCAGUUCUUGGUCCAUAUCCUGUUAAGGAGCCAGAGGGUAUAAAAGCAGAAAUUGAUGAAGAGGUUCUACCAGCACUGCCCCAUGUGCCUCCAUCUUUUGUUGGUAAAACAUGGUCACAAAUCAAAUAUGAAGAUGAUUUAAAAAUUGAAGCCCUUGUACAGCAGUUCAGAAAAGGAAAGUUCCAUUGCUACUUUGAAAGUGGAAGUAGCAGCAGGAAGUGCAAGAGAAAAUUUGAAAGUGAAGAAAAUUUAAUGAAGAUUGAACUUGAGACUAAUAAUUGGAAACUACCCAAAGAUGAUACUACAUCACCAACAUUAAAUGACUUUUCUUAUGCAGACAAUGAUUCUGAUAUUCCCUCAGUGAAAUCAGAGAAAGUGGUAAAGACAGAAAUUAAAAUGCCUUGCAGAAGAAUUUGGAGACUUGCUUCAAGGUGCCAGAUAGUUAAGGUCAGUCAUGGAACCCAAACAAGUCUCGUAAAUUAUCCGGUAGUUCGAAAGAAAGUCAAUAAAAAUGAACUUGGACAACAUUCAAACCAUGUUAUUUUUAAUGAUUUGGAAGGGGAAAUGACUCCAGACAUGCAAACUAGAAUGUGUGCUUUGAAACUUCCAGAAUCAUAUACCAAAAUUUUUACUCCAUUACAACCAAAGACAAUGGUGUAUGUUCUUUCACAUCCUGAUAUAAAAUGUUUUACUGGCAAACCAGCUUACAUUUUGAGGAGUGGCCGAAACCAAUACUCAACUGAUAGCAGAGACUCUGCCAAUUAUAAAUAUAAGCAAUCUCCUCUUAAGUAUUAUGAUCCAUCAACCAAUCGAAUUCUUAAAACGCCUCCUAGAAAUUGUGUGAGGGGACACAGUAUUAAAGGCCCAUAUGUCCGUAAACUGUUCAAAAGUCUAAGUAGUGAGAGUAACGUUGAUAAAUUCGACUAUGGACUCAAAGAAACCACUUCCUCCAAAAAGUCUUUUAGUAGUUGUUCUGUUGCAUCUCUAUGUUUUGAAACCGCUAAAGUUAAGGAUUUAAGCUCAAGUCUAACAGGAAGUGGAUCCUCUAUUGACACAGAAUAUUUUGACUGCCUAAAAUCUGAGCACCCUGACAAGCCAUGUGCUCAGUUUGCCCCUUGCAAAGGCAGUCAUACUAAGGUCAAGAGAGAUAUUCCAUUUGUUCCAUCAAUCACUAGGACUAUAAGAAAAACCUUGGGGCCAAAUGAGAAUGAGAUCAAGCAGAAAAUUGUCCAUUCCACAGCAAAUAUAAAACAAGUGGCAGAAACUAGGUGUCGUACAAAGUCCAAGCAUAAACAGUGUGGGAUGAUAAAAACUGUAGGGAAAAUAGCGCAAAGGAAACUACCUAAAAUUAGAAAGCAACCUUUAAGAAAGGCUUCCUUGAGAUUUCUAAAAUAUGAUGUUCCUUCUGUUCAGGCAGUUCGGCCGAGGCAAAAGAAUAUGACAACAGGUCAGAAGAAAGAGUUACCAAGGCGACAUUUUAAUAGUAACACAUGUGUAAAGUCAAAAUUUAUUUCACGUAAGUCUUGCAAAAGAGAGUCAGAAAUUUGUAAACCUGUGCUUAAAAAUGCUGGUCAAAGUAAAGCAGUUAAGAAGCCAUACGAAGAAGGAAAUGACAAAAAAUGUUGCAGAACCCGCAAUAAAACACUGAGAAUUGUACAGGAAACUUUGCCCCAUAUAGUAAGCAAACCAAGACUAAGGACACAGCCUUCUCGAACAAGAGGUGAGAGUAAAUCAACUACAAGAAGAAGAGGAAGAAAAUAAGAAAAUAUAUUUUAUAUACAUGUGUAUAUAUAUAUAUGUGUAAACAAUGUUUUAAUCACUGUGUUUUGGAGAACGGGUAUCAUGGUAAUAUGUUUUUGCACACAUUUUAUAUUUGUUUAAUACAUUGUGGGAUAAUAUUGAAAAGAUAAUGCAUUUGCUUACUCUUCAAAUGUACAUUCAUUAGAUAUAUCUUUAACAGAGAUCUAUAUAAAUAGUUUUUGGUGUGCAGCUUUUCUAACUGAAUUGGAUAUUACAAUUACAAGAGCUAG